UUCUUCACAGUUCUUGCUUCUUCCCCACUUAUUAGCUCAUCAAAGGACGAUCUGUAGUAGUGGGAAUGAAAAUACCCUCACAACUCCUUCUUCUUCCCAUUUUCUUCCCAUUUUCUUCACAGUUCCUUCUUCUUCCCCACUUUCUUCACAAUUCCUUGUUCUUCUCCACUUAUUUGCUCAUGAAUCCACUAACUGUAGUAGUGGGAACGAAAAUUCCAGAUGCUAAAUCCCACGUAUUAUCCACUAAUUCAGUUUCUAACCCAUUUCCCCAUUUCCUAUUAUCAAUUCUUUCCCCCAAAUUUCUUCCUUAUAAAUUAGGGAUUGUUUGUGAAUUUUUUAGAAACUCGAUUUUGUCAUCCGCAAGCAGUGGUGCUGAAAAUGGUGAAGAAAAAAACCAUUGAAAUUCAAUUAAGGAGUUCAACACCAAAGAAGUUAGCUAAAGCAUCAGCAGAGCCAAAUGUUACUCCAAGACUUAUUUCUAAAGCUACGAAUAAUCUGAAUUCAAGUUCUAGAAAUGUUGUCCUAGAUUUUGGUGAUGAUCCUAAGCCAACACAGCCAACUCAAGCAAGUGGUGGUGACAAUUUACAUGUGGGAGGCAGUCAAGGAAUUGUUGAUCUUCAAAAUGAUGUGGAACAAGCUCGUUUCUGGACAAAAGCUUCAAAAAAAGUCAUUAAUUUAGAGGAAGCUUUUAAGGCAAUGCAGGAGUCAGUUUGUAAUUUGGACAAUUGGGGAGAGGACGAAUGUCAUCCUGAAGAUGCACCAUGGACUCAACCACUUUUAUAUAGUGAGAGUGAAGAUGCUAAGGAGUGGUCUGAGUUCUGUAAUAACUUUAAGGAAGUUGGUCCUGGUGGUCCUUCUGUGCGAGGUGACCGAUAUGAAUUUGGUGACCAAGAAGGCAGUAGUGAAGACGAUGGAUACGAGCAGUUGUUGGAGACGGACGAUGAAGCUGAAGCCAACCAUUGUGAUCAAUGCUCCGAUACUCAUGAGGAAACCGGGAAGGCCUAGAGUGAAUAGGAGGAGGAGCUACGAUGAAUCACAAUCUAAGAAGAAACCUAGGUCCUGUAGCAAGUGCAAACAAACUGGUCACAACAAAACUACUUGUGGGGGUGGCGCAGUUGGUUUAAAUCCGAAGGCAAAGAGACUUAGAACUGAGGUAGAUGGUCAGACUUUCACAAGCAUUAACUAUAAUCACGGUCAAAGCCGCACUGGAAAACGUAAGAAUAAUGGCAACAACAACAUUAAUCUUGCUGAAUCUUCACAACCUGGAGGAUCACUAGUUGAUUAAUGGGGAAAGCGUUUAUCAUUAGUUUCAGUUUUUAUUCAGUAGGACUUCGUAAGACUUCUGUUUGUUGCAUGUUUUAUUUGGUUGUUUUAAGAUUUCUGUUAGAGGGUCUUGGGGAGUUUUUUUUCCGCUUUUUCUCGAUCAAUCCCUCUUUUAGGAAUUAGGUUUUGUAUUUUUCUUAUCUCAUUAUUUAGUAUCUUCAUAUCAAAACUACUUGUUUUAGAAUAUGUCUAUCUACUUUUAUUUACAAUUACUUUUAUUUACAAUUUUCAACUGAGUUCGGU
This is a messenger RNA of Papaver somniferum (opium poppy), 1566 nucleotides long. RefSeq lists its product as uncharacterized. The transcript has 4 exons. The record is from RefSeq and is a predicted model, not a curated record. Bases 379 to 1005 code for a protein of 208 amino acids. NCBI's taxonomy places the organism in Eukaryota, Viridiplantae, Streptophyta, Magnoliopsida, Ranunculales, Papaveraceae.